AGAGAUGGGGACCGAGCCCACAGAGCAGGUUUUUUGGGGUUCCUACUCUGGGGAUGAUGAGGAGGCAUACUCAGCUGAGCCACUGCCUGAGCUCUGCUACAAGGCUGAUGUCCAGGCCUUCAGCCGGGCCUUCCAACCUAGUGUCUCCCUGAUCGUGGCUGUACUGGGUCUGGCCGGCAAUGGCCUAGUCCUGGCCACCCACCUGGCAGCUCGACGUGCACGUUCGCCCACCUCUGCCCACCUGCUCCAGCUGGCCCUGGCUGACCUCCUACUAGCACUGACCCUGCCCUUUGCAGCAGCAGGGGCUCUUCAAGGCUGGAGUCUGGGAAGUGCCACCUGCCGGGCCAUCUCCAGCCUCUACUCAGCCUCCUUCCACGCCGGCUUCCUCUUUCUGGCCUGUAUCAGCGCCGACCGCUACGUGGCUAUCGUCCGAGCGCUCCCAGCAGGCCCAAGGCCCUCCACGCCCGGGCGUGCACACUUGGUCUCGGUGAUCGUGUGGCUGUUGUCGCUGCUCCUGGCGCUGCCCGCGCUCCUCUUCAGUCGGGACGGGCAGAGGGAUGGCCAGAGACGCUGUCGCCUCGUCUUCCCCGAGGGCCUCACGCAGACUGUGAAGGGGACGAGCGCUGUGGCACAAGUGGUCCUGGGCUUCGCGCUGCCGUUGGGCGUCAUGGCAGCCUGCUACGCGCUCUUGGGCCGCACGCUGUUGGCCGCCAGGGGGCCCGAGCGCCGGCGUGCGCUGCGCGUCGUGGUGGCCCUGGUGGCAGCCUUCGUGGUACUGCAACUGCCCUACAGCCUCGCCCUGCUGCUGGAUACCGCGGAUCUACUGGCUGCCCGCGAGCGCAGCUGCCCUGCCAGCAAGCGCAAGGAUCUGGCACUGCUGGUGACCAGCGGCUUGGCCCUAGCCCGCUGCGGCCUCAAUCCCGUGCUCUACGCCUUUCUGGGCCUGCGCUUCCGCCAAGACCUGCGGAGACUGCUACGGGAUGGGGGCUGCAGCUCAGGGCCUCAUCCCCGUGGCGGCUGCCCCCGCCGGCCCCGCCUUUCUUCCUGCUCAGCUCCCACUGAGACUCACAGUCUUUCCUGGGACAACUAGGGCUGCCAAUCUAGAGGAGGGGGCGUGGUGAGGAAAUGAUUUCGGGAGGAUAGUGGAGAAGGAGAAUGGGGGGUGAGGGCGGGGGAAACUGAGAAAGGUAGGGACCUAAAGGAAUUGCUUCUGUGCCUUGCCACAUUAAAUUGAUAACAUGGAA
Molecule: messenger RNA, 1244 nt
Organism: Otolemur garnettii (small-eared galago)
Lineage: Eukaryota; Metazoa; Chordata; Mammalia; Primates; Galagidae
Gene: CCR10
Product: C-C motif chemokine receptor 10
Exons: 2
Coding region: 5-1090 (361 amino acids)
Biological process (GO): immune response; chemotaxis; G protein-coupled receptor signaling pathway
Cellular component (GO): membrane
Molecular function (GO): C-C chemokine receptor activity
Source: RefSeq, a predicted model, not a curated record